CUCCAUUUGGCGGCAAACAUUUACUCACUCAUAGAUGCAAAAAAACAAAUUUACUUGUCACAAAACCACGCCACACAAUCUUAAAACUGAAAAAUAAAUAACAACUUUAACUCCUCUGAGUCGGAAAAUUUGAUUGCCCGAGGCGUUAUCACCCCAAGUGCGUCUGAAGCCCCACAGUUGAUGGGGACCCACAUAAGACAGCGACCGACCAAUUGCGUGUUAGGAGAGUUUCACCAACCCCAGACCGAGUUAUCAUAAUACCGGAUUUAAUAACUAACCCGGUUCGAAACCGGUCUUGAUUUCUCCUUCUUUAUAUACACCUCCCGUGCCAUCUGUGUGAAUCACCAAAACACACAAUCGUCAACCUCAGCAAAAGAAAACAAUUACACAAGAGAGAGAGAGAGAGAGAGAGAGAGAGAGAGAGAGAGAAAUGGCGACUACAGCAACUGAGACAACGAAGACACCUACUAAUGGAGAAGACAAGCAAUCUCAGAAUCUCCGACAUCAAGAAGUCGGUCACAAGAGUCUCUUACAGAGCGACGAUCUCUACCAGUAUAUUCUGGAGACAAGUGUGUACCCUAGAGAACCAGAAUCAAUGAAGGAGCUCAGGGAAGUGACAGCAAAACACCCUUGGAACAUAAUGACAACAUCAGCAGAUGAAGGGCAGUUUCUGAACAUGCUCAUCAAGCUCGUUAACGCCAAGAACACAAUGGAGAUCGGCGUUUACACUGGCUACUCUCUCCUCGCCACCGCUCUUGCUCUCCCCGAAGACGGCAAAAUUCUAGCUAUGGACGUAAACAGAGAGAAUUACGAAUUGGGUUUGCCGAUCAUCGAGAAAGCCGGCGUUGCUCACAAGAUCGACUUCAGGGAAGGCCCUGCUCUUCCCGUUCUUGACGAACUUGUUGCUGACGAGAAGAACCAUGGAACAUAUGACUUUAUAUUCGUUGAUGCUGACAAGGACAAUUAUAUCAACUACCAUAAACGUCUGAUCGAUCUUGUGAAAGUCGGAGGAGUGAUCGGCUACGACAACACUCUGUGGAACGGGUCCGUCGUGGCUCCUCCUGAUGCACCAAUGAGGAAGUACGUUCGUUACUACAGAGACUUUGUUCUUGAGCUUAACAAGGCUCUCGCUGCUGACCCUCGGAUUGAGAUCUGCAUGCUCCCUGUUGGUGAUGGAAUCACCAUCUGCCGUCGGAUCAAUUGAUUGAUAUAAUGAUAAUACCCCACUCUUGAGUUUGUCCGCAGUGGAUUACUUUCCUUUCUCUACCUGCAUUCUCACCAACCACCAAAAAUGGACCCUUAUGUAUUUUGUUAAGUAAUAUCUCCAUUUUCCUUGUUUUUUUUUUUUUUUUUGCUUUCUUCUGAACAAACAAAGAAAUAAUGUAUCCCACCUUUUUUUUUCGUUUUAUGUUUCUCUAUGAUACAUAACCUAAAGAAAUUUUCAAUCAUCAAGUUUUCUAAAGAGACCUACUGAUAUUAUAAUAGAAAUAAGAACUUAUGUAUAAC
Molecule: messenger RNA, 1506 nt
Organism: Thlaspi arvense
Lineage: Eukaryota; Viridiplantae; Streptophyta; Magnoliopsida; Brassicales; Brassicaceae
Source: the annotation of a GenBank genome assembly